This is a messenger RNA of Eucalyptus grandis, 734 nucleotides long. RefSeq lists its product as uncharacterized. Lineage: Eukaryota; Viridiplantae; Streptophyta; Magnoliopsida; Myrtales; Myrtaceae. The transcript has a single exon. The record is from RefSeq and is a predicted model, not a curated record. The coding region runs from base 83 to 511 and encodes 142 amino acids. Gene Ontology annotation, molecular function: calcium ion binding.
UUCAGUAUAUCCUCACUUCAGACAAGCUACCAGUUUCGAGCUUCGACAGAAGAGAGAGAGAGAGAGAGAGAGUAGGUGAGAGAUGGGGAUGGUGAUAAUCGACGGCUCGGCGGUGCGCGCCUUCGUCGGCGACGAGGAGCAGUUCAAGAAGAGCGUGGACGAGCGGUUCGCCGCCCUGGACCUGAACCGGGACGGCGUCCUCUCCCGGUCGGAGCUCCGCAAGGCCUUCGAGUCGAUGCGCCUCAUCGAGUCCGACUACGGGGUGGACGUCGCCACCCCGCCGCAGGAGCUCACCCGCCUCUACGACUCCAUCUUCGAGCGCUUCGACGGCGACGGCAGCGGCGCCGUCGACCUGGAGGAGUUCCGGUCGGAGAUGCGGAAGAUCAUGCUCGCCAUCGCCGACGGCCUCGGCUCGUGCCCCAUCCAGAUGGCGAUCGAGGAGGACGACCCCAGCUUCCUCAAGCGCGCCGUCGACCUCGAGGCCUCGAAGCUCGGCGAGGCCAAGCCGUGAGGCUUCGAUCCCGGCCAGCCUCGCCGGCCGGCCGGUCGAUCGGUGAGUGAUGAAUAAGCUCCGGGAUUUGUAGCAAUGAUGAACCGGAGAAUCUGUUUUCUCCGUAGUACCCGUUUAUUACGGUUCGGGUCGGGUCUUGUGUUCGCUCGUGUAUGUGCUAAUAUUCGUGAAGCAUAUUUCUAUAGAAUAUCGAUAUUAUAUAAUAUGAGAAAAAUUAGAUCGA